Messenger RNA from Fragaria vesca subsp. vesca, 3628 nucleotides. RefSeq names its product auxilin-related protein 2-like. Lineage: Eukaryota; Viridiplantae; Streptophyta; Magnoliopsida; Rosales; Rosaceae. Gene Ontology annotation, molecular function: clathrin binding. The transcript is spliced from 8 exons. Gene Ontology annotation, cellular component: vesicle; intracellular membrane-bounded organelle; cytoplasm. The record is from RefSeq and is a predicted model, not a curated record. Gene Ontology annotation, biological process: clathrin-dependent endocytosis; clathrin coat disassembly. Bases 232 to 3039 code for a protein of 935 amino acids.
GGGCACAAAAACAAAAGCAGACAGAGGAAAGGUCACAGAUUAUCUCUCUCUCUCUCUCUCAAAUAAAAAAAAAAAAAUAUCAAAAUUCAGAUCCCAAAUCACCACCCACCUUCUUGCUCUUCUUCUUCAUCAACAUGAUCACCCUCCAUUAAUCUUUUCAUAAUUCCACAUCUGUCCCUCUCUCCAGAUCCUCCACAAGACCAAUUCACAGAGAGAGAGACCAAAGACGCCAUGAGCGACUUCUCGGGCCUCCUGAGCUCCGAUUACGGCUUCAAGCCCUCCGGCAAAUCGGCCCCAAUGUCGUCUUCUUCUUCUUCCUCUUCAAAGCCUCCGCCUUUCGAUCUCGGAUCCUCCAGAUCAACUCGGACCUCCAAUUCCUUCAACGGCUCCUUCUCCGACGAUCGCGACCCGAUCUUCGGACCCCCGAAAGCCCAAGACUUCGACAACAUCUUCAGCGGCGGCUCCGCCAGGUUCUCCGCCAAUUCGGAAGCUUUCAACUUGGAUUCCAUUUACGGCGGGCCCAGUGAUUCCGGUUCGUCCAAGGUGCCCGAUUCCGGCCCGGUUUUCGAUAAGCCGGUGUAUGACGACGACAUUUUCGACGGCGUCGCGGGGCUGAAGAGCUCUGCUACCAACGACAUUUUCUCGUCGGUGACGUCGCCGCCGCGGCGCGGGAGUAGUAGUGGGAUUGAUGACCUUCUCGGAGGGUUUGGGAAGGCUGAGCCGGCCUCGUCGAAAAGCUCUAGCUCGCAGAGAGCUGAGAAGGGUGCGCCGGGAGCUUUCGAUGACUUGUUACCUGGGUUUGGAGGUAGAAGCAGCCCCCCAACUGAAAGGUCAAACUCAGAAGCCAACUGGCCCCCAGAGACAACUGCCAAUGUGGGUAAAACAACAACUUCCAAGGUGAUUGAAGAUCCUUUUGGAGUAGCAGGACAGUUUAAUGACCCAUUGGAGGAAAUAGGUAAACUUUCUAAUUCAGGAAGGUUGAAGGCUGAUAACUUGUCUCCUGAUAACGGGCGAGCAUUUGAUAAUAUAGAUCCCUUUGAUGCCCUUGGGAAGUCAGUCCCUGCAUUUUCUUCAGGGAGGAGUUUCAGGGGAAAUGAUAGUGGUAAUUUAAGGGCAGAUACAACCACAAAUAAUGGCAGAGGUUCAACUGGUAAGGAAUCAACCAAUUCUUCUUUGAGAAGUUCAGAAAACCAGUCUCAGAGGAAGGUUCCUGUUGGAAAUCAGUGGGAUUCUCAUCAGACCUUGUUUGACAUGCCUUCAGUUUCAACUGAUUCUCACAAAUAUGCUGAUCAAACCAUGUCUCCACCUUCGUAUGUAAACGCCAAGGAAGCAAAUGUACAUGUGGAUAGGUCUUCAAGAUCUGAAGAAAACUUGGAUUCAUUCGAUAAUAUAUGGCUUACAGUAUCAGAGAUCCCUCUAAUGACUCAGCCUACUAGUGCUCCACCACCUUCAAGACCACCUCCUCCAAGACCUGUGCAGGUUUCAAAGUCAAGAAUGAGUUCUCCUUCUUCUACGAAUUCAAGAAAGAAGGCUAGUGAAUCCUCUACUGAUUUCUUUCAGGCUCACAAAUCAGACCCUGCUGCAGCUAGGAGCUCUGGUGUUUCUUCCGUUGACAAUCUUGACGAUUUUGCCACGGGAAAGAGUCAUAGUAACUUUGAUGAACAUGCAAAUGGUCUUUCAGGUGAAGAAUUAGAGCGCAACUCAGUUACUGAUGCCGUUAAGGACGCUAUGGAUAGAGCUGAGUUUAAAUUGAGGCAGGCAAAGUCUGCCAGAAGUAAAGAAGCACAGGAGAAGGAAAAAGAACGGCUGCAGAGGGGGAGCGAAGAGGAAGAUAUGGAACAGAGGAGACAGGAGAAAGAGAGGGAGACUGAGAGGGUUUGGGAAGACAAAGAAAGAGAGCAAAGGAAACUUGAGAAGGAAAGGGAGAGAGCCAGGGAGAUGGAGGAGAAGAACAGACAAGCUGUGGAAAGGGCUACUAGGGAAGCACGCGAGAGAGCAGCAGCUGAAGCUCGCAUAAGGGCUGAAAGGGCUAAAGCAGAGAGAGCUGCUGUUGACAGGGCAAAUGCUGAAGCUAGAGCACGUGCUGAAAGGGCUGCGGUUCAGAGAGCUCAAUCUGAAGCUCGAGAAAGGGCUGCAGCAGAAGCAAAACUAAGAGCAGAAAAGGCUGCUGCAGAUGCCAGAGAAAGAGCAAAUGCAGAAGCUAGAGAAAGAGCAACUGCAGAAUCUAAGGAGAGGGAAGCAAGGGAGAGAGCUGCAGCAAGGUCAGAAGCUGAAGCGCGAACAAGAUCGGAGCGUGUUGCGGUGGAAAGGGCUGCUGCAGAGGCUCGAGAAAGGGCUAAUGCUGCUGCGAGGGCGAACCAACAAAGGAAUGAAAAUGAUCUUGAAAACUUUUUCAACAUGGGUCGGGCUAGCAGUGCUCCACGACCCAGGAAUAACUCAACAGAUCCUUUUGAUGCCCAUUUUCAGAACAGGCAAGAGCCUGAAGUGCCGAAGACAUCAACAUCCUCAAACAUAAAGAAAGCAUCUUCAGCCACCAAUAUUGUUGACGAUCUCUCAUCAAUUUUUGGAGCUGCUCCAUCAUCUAAUGAGUUCCAAGAAGUUGAAGGAGAAAGUGAAGAAAGGCGAAGAGCCAGGUUGGAACGCCAUCAAAGGACCAAGGAGCGUACGGUGAAAGCACUUGCGGAAAAGAACGAGCGAGACCUUCAAGUCCAAAGAGAACAAGCUGAGAGACAUAGAAUUGCUGAAACACUAGAUGUUGAGAUUAAGCGCUGGGCUGCAGGAAAAGAAGGGAAUUUGCGUGCUCUGCUAUCAACUAUGCAAUAUGUACUGUGGCCUGAAUGUGGUUGGCAGCCAGUUUCCUUGACUGAUAUGAUUAAUGCUGCCCAAGUGAAGAAAGUAUAUAGGAAGGCAACCUUGUGUAUUCAUCCUGAUAAGGUACAGCAGAAAGGUGCCAAUCUUCAACAGAAGUAUGUAGCCGAGAAGGUGUUCGACCUUCUUAAGGAAGCUUGGAACAAGUUCAAUUCAGAGGAGCUAUUUUGAAUUCCUUCAAUGAUUCUUCCACUUCAAGCUACUCCAUUUGGCAAUCAUAUCAUUUGUCGUAGAAGAAGAAAAGUUCUGCUCGCUUUCUAGAAGAAGGGCUUUGUUUCGGUCAUGGUGAUGGUAGAAUUUUUGGUUAAUGUGGAAUAUACCGAGAGAGGUUUCCAUUUGCCAUCCAAAGAUGCCUGGAGGAGGGUAUUGUCUUAUAUUUCCCUUUUUUCUUCCCCUUGUUCUUUCUCUUUUUUCCUCUGGUAAUUGUUUGUUUAGGGGAGUAAAUCCAGGGUUUAUAGGAGUUUGAAAAGAUGGCUUUUGAAAAAUAGAAAAAAGCUAGUUGAUGUAGCAUACCAUAUUAUGGUAUCACAAUCAACUUUUGUUCAGUGAUUCACCCAGUUAAUAUAGCCCAGGCAGAUUUUGCCCUGAUUUUCAUAUUUGUUUGUGAUAUAGAACAUUCUGUUGAAUAUGUAUACACCAUUAUUUGUAUUGAUAUCAAAACAUUAAUAUAUCAGUGAUGAUUGAGCUCUGAAGUUUAAUGCUUAAUCUGCUUUUUAUACUGUUUCUGUAAUAGAUCCAACUCUCAAGUAACAGCCAAUUU